AUGCUGCUGAUCCUGCUCUCAGUGACCUUGCUGGCCCUGAGCUCAGCUCAAAGCCUGCUUGAUGAUGCAGAGAACCCAGACCAGGGCUCCCCUGAGCACUUUCAGAGACCUCCUGAGGGACCUGAAACACCACCACCUGGAGCCCCUCCUAAUGGUAAAAACCUAGAAGGUGAAUCUCAGCUAGAUCCACCCCCACAGGAUGGUGAACCUCAGCAGGGACCACGUCCACAAGGUGAUGGACCUCAGCAGAGACCACGUCCACAAAGUGAUGGACCUCAGCAGAGACCACGUCCACAAGGUGAUGGACCUCAGCAGAGACCACGUCCACAAAGUGAUGGACCUCAGCAGAGACCACGUCCACAAGGUGAUGAACCUCAGCAGGGACCACGUCCACAAGGUGAUGGACCUCAGCAAAGACCACCUCCACGAGAUGGUGAACCUCCGCAGAGACUGCCCCCACCAAAGCAACACUGUUAUCACUAUCCUCCUCCACCUUUUCCUGAGAGACAUCACAGACCACCACCCCCAAGACGCGGACCACAAAGACCUCCCCAAGGCCCACCAACCCAGUAA
Messenger RNA from Dama dama (fallow deer), 573 nucleotides. Its product is annotated as proline-rich proteoglycan 2-like. The record is from RefSeq and is a predicted model, not a curated record. Lineage: Eukaryota; Metazoa; Chordata; Mammalia; Artiodactyla; Cervidae. The transcript is spliced from 2 exons. Bases 1 to 573 code for a protein of 190 amino acids.